Saccoglossus kowalevskii is the source of this 492-nucleotide messenger RNA. Its product is annotated as oviduct-specific glycoprotein-like. Lineage: Eukaryota; Metazoa; Hemichordata; Enteropneusta; Harrimaniidae. The record is from RefSeq and is a predicted model, not a curated record.
AUGGGCAUAGAGAAUGUUACUACGGCUUUAGGGAAUGUUACUACGGGCAUAGAGAUUGUUACUAUGGCCUUGGGGAAUGUUACUAAGACCACAUGGAAUGUUACUACGGUCAUAGGGAUUGUUACUACGGCCUUGGGGACUGUUACUACGGGCAUAGGGAAUGUUACUACGGCCUUGAGGAAUGUUACCACGGCCUCAGGGAAUGUUACUAAGACCACAUGGAAUGUUACUACGAGCAUAGGGAGUAUUAUUAUGGCCAUAGGAGAUGUUACUACGGGCACAGAGAAUGUUACUACGGCCUUAGGGACUUUUACUACGAACAUAGGGAAUGUUACUACGGACAUAGGGAAUGUUACUACGGCAUUAGAGAUCUUUACUACGAACAUAGGGAAUGUUACUACGGGCAUAGGGAAUGUUACUACGGCCAUGGAGAAUGUUACUACGGCCUCAGGGAAUGUUACUACGGGCAUAGAAAUGUUACUACGGGCAUAG